Molecule: messenger RNA, 1139 nt
Organism: Pleuronectes platessa (European plaice)
Lineage: Eukaryota; Metazoa; Chordata; Actinopteri; Pleuronectiformes; Pleuronectidae
Product: sarcolipin
Exons: 2
Coding region: 405-500 (31 amino acids)
Cellular component (GO): membrane
Molecular function (GO): enzyme regulator activity
Source: RefSeq, a predicted model, not a curated record
UCUGUGUGUAUGUGAACCAUGGGCGGUCCCCUGAGGAUGGCUACUUUAGGAGCGGGUCCGGCCCCUGGCGACUGCAGAACACUGGACAGAGCAGGACCGGCUGCCAGUAGAUGCUUCAGAGAAGAAGUGGCACAACAGAGAAGUUUCCAGUGAGAAGACGAGCUACUGAAGACGAGCUGCUGUGUCACAGAUCAAAACCAAGAAAGGAGCGGACGGAAACAUCUGCUUUCUCCUGUUCCCGUUCAUAGUGAGAGACCCUGAAGAAAGGUCAAGGAUCAGUAUCCAUAUAGGAGCCACACCACAAAUCUUCGUUGUUUCACCAUCCUUCUCCUCAUCCUCUCCUCGGCAGCAGAGACCUCUGCUCCUCCUCACCCUCUCCAGUCCCCUCUGCCUGUCACGCGACCAUGGACCGCUCGGUGCAGGAGCUGUUCCUAAACUUCAUGAUCGUCUUAAUCACUGUGCUGCUCAUGUGGCUGCUGGUGAGAGUUUACCAGGACUGAAACGCAGAGCUAUAAAAGUGAGGAGAUGAAGGAGAGGCGCAGGAAUGGAGGUGUAGAUGUGGAGGGAUUGAGGUGGUAUAUACCGUAGGACUUUGUGCAGACACAGUGUUUACAUCUUUGCAUUAGUGUAUACUACACUCACUGGUCUAUAGCAUUUAUGAGGUUAAAAAAACAACUGUGAGUGGUAGAUCCAGGGCAGGUUGCCAAUGACAAAGUCGUCUUGGAUCCGUACUUGUAUUCUGAGAUGUAUGAAUGUGGCCUUGAAAUUCUGGCAAAAGCCAGGAAGGUUAAAUCAGUGAACAAAUUGGAACGUGACAAAAAAAUAAUUGAACUGGGAUUUGAGUCUCUAGUAUUUCAUUGCAAAGAAGUUGCUAGAAAACUCUCCAGUCUCAGGAUAGUAACCCAUGUCAGUGUGUCAUUCAUGUGAACUUCUAUGCAUGUAAUGUCCAUUGCUCUGUUUUUAGUAAAGUGAUGAAUAUGUUAAAUGCAGAUACUCUAUGUACUCCUCGAAAACAGGCAUCAACACAAAUAACAAAGCAUCAUGUUUAGGUUUUAUUUCUUCCCAUAAAGCAGUCUUUCAGUUGUUGGAUUAUUUCUUUGUUUUUCCCAAACAUAAACUUUCCUGUUUUCCAAUGUGAA